AUAUGGUCGCGUUGCUACAAAAUUAAAAAACUAACCUCCAACAACGCGCAUUGCACGUGUCUCUUCUUUGUUUGUGCAUUUAUCGUGGUAAUUUACAUACAGUGCCCUAAAUUAGGGCACUAGAUUGUUUGUGUGACUCUUCAAAGAGGUCACGAAUAUUAUUUGCGUUGAAUAAUCGCGAAUAAACCGCUAUGACGGACGUGCUACCACCCGGCGGGGAAGUCUUCUCCGAGAAGAAAAAGAAGAAAAAUAAGGAAGGAGUGUCGCUGGGAGCCUACCAGAAGCUUGGGGACUUCAAGAUCGAGCCAUCGGAGAGCGUGAGCAAGCUAGACACUGCGUAUUGGCCGCUGUUACUGAAGAAUUUCGACCGACUCAAUGUGCGCACUAACCAUUACACGCCUCUGCCUUUUGGCCAUUCGCCUCUGAAGCGGCCCAUCACCGAUUACAUCAAGUCUGGAUUCAUCAACGUGGACAAGCCGAGCAACCCGAGCUCCCACGAAGUCGUGUCAUGGAUAAAACGUAUUCUGAAAGUGGAAAAAACCGGGCAUUCGGGCACGCUCGAUCCGAAAGUGACAGGUUGUCUGAUCGUGUGCAUCGACAGGGCGACGAGACUCGUAAAAUCCCAGCAAAACGCCGGAAAAGAGUAUGUUGCUGUCUUCAGCUUGCAUUCUGCUGUGGAAAGUAUAAAAAAAGUCACACAAGGACUGGAGAAACUCCGUGGCGCGCUGUUCCAACGGCCUCCACUAAUAUCGGCUGUGAAGAGACAGCUGCGAGUCCGGUCUGUGUACGAUAGCAAACUACUGGACUUCGAUCAGGAACGUAACAUCGGUGUGUUCUGGGUGAGCUGUGAGGCUGGUUCGUACAUCCGUACCAUGUGUGUGCAUCUGGGCCUGAUGCUGGGCGUUGGGGGCCAGAUGAUCGAGCUUCGUCGAGUACGCUCCGGCAUCCAAGGCGAGAAGGAAGGUAUGGUGACGAUGCAUGAUAUUUUAGAUGCGCAAUGGGCGUAUGAAAAUCACAAAGAUGAGACGUACAUUAGGAGAGUUAUAAAGCCACUGGAAGGCUUGUUAAUUGCACACAAAAGAAUUUUCAUCAAGGACAGUGCGGUGAACGCUGUGUGUUACGGAGCGAAGGUGCUGCUGCCUGGUGUACUGAGGUACGAAGACGGUAUAGAAAUAGAUCAAGAAAUUGUAAUCGUCACCACCAAAGGCGAGGCUGUGGCUCUGGCGAUUGCGCUUAUGACCACAUCAACGAUGGCUUCGUGCGAUCACGGCGUCGCAGCGAAAUUGAAGAGAGUCAUCAUGGAGCGUGACACAUAUCCCAGAAAGUGGGGCUUGGGACCCAAAGCAUCCCAGAAGAAGCAGCUUAUUUCGCAGGGAAAACUUGAUAAAUAUGGAAAGCCUAACGAAAACACGCCAUCGGAGUGGCUAAACAGUUAUGUCGACUACAAGCCCCCCAAGAGCAAGAGUGAAAACGCUGAAAACGGUGACGCAGAAGAAGAAACUACGAGGAAAAGGACAGCGAGCACUGCUAAUGCUGACGACCCCAACAAUUCGACUGAGCUGAAGUCAGAGAAAAAGAAAAAAAAGAAAAAACGCGACCAAGAGGAAGCCGCAGACGGUGAUGCGACCAUGGACGGCACGACAGAAGACGCCGAUGACUCUGCACGUAAAGAAAAGAAAAAAAAGAAGAAGAAAGACAGGGAACAAGAGAGACAGGACGAAUGAAAACUUGAGUUAGUUAUGUAAGUAUAUUGUUUUGACGUUUUAUAAUGUGAUGGAGACAAUCAGUAAAUCAGUUUGCACGAGAAGUUUUAUUUUACUUAAGAAGAUGUUCUUAUAAUAACAAUUUUUAUCCUUAACUAGCAUUUUCACUAGACUAGAUUAUAGGGAAUAUCGUGUUAUCUCUAGAAAACAUUCUGUUGGUAGAUGCCAAAUAUAUAAUUGUUUUAGAGCUAGACUAUUUAGAGACAACCAUAAAGAAGUGACUAACUCAAAGAUUGAAAUGUAACGUAACAUGUUAUUUUAAGUGCCUAUUGAAACUAUAUUGUAAAAUUGAGUGCUAAAACAUAACAACAAUCCAUAUGCGCGUAAGCUUUAUAUAAAACAUAUUGAAUUAUAGCAUUUUUCUCAUAUAAAAUUACAUUAUAUUAGCAAAGAUACAUCUCCUAUUUUUAUAGUGAUAUGUUUUGUUGAAAUUCUAAGGUCUGUAUUGUGAAAUUACACUAUAAACUCACAGAUUGAAGUCUAGUAUUGGUUUUUUUCAAUGAAUGCUUGAAUUAGUUUAGUAGAUUCAUACUUAGGUAUCAUUUUAUAAUACAGACCUUAGGUAUAAUAAAUGAUGAAUGCAUAUUUUAUAGGUGUGCUAGUUAAGCUACAAUUUCCUUUGUAAAUACGGGUUCGAUUCGUUUACUAAUCCCAUUCUCAUAAGUUGACACUAAUUCACAAUUCAGCGCAAUGCCACUGAAUAAUAUUCAUUAUAAAAACUCCAGAAAAACUGAUUUUAAAAAUCUAGCAAAUGAAUUAUUUUUGAAAUUGGGGUUCUUCAGACCGUUUUUUGUAUAAAACGCACGUUUUUUAAGUCAGUCGCAUGUUUUUAAUGAAAUUGUGUUCCAAAAAACACCUUUCUGAAACAGUCCCUAAGAAAAACCUAGAUUUAAGUAAUACAUUGUUACUUAAAAUUAUAACUUGCAUAUUUUCAUGCACCGCUUUGAAUUGUAAAUAAGUGAAAUAUUAUUAGUUUAAGUUAGUUCUAAGUUAAGUUGUUACUAGCCAUGAGGGCUUGGUACGAUAAAUGUUGAUCAGAAGGCUUGCAGGACGGAUUGCCAUAUCUUAGUUCGGUGAUUUUCAUUUGUACUGUGUAAGACGUGUUGCAAUCAACAUUAAAUUGAAAUAAGGA
Ostrinia nubilalis (European corn borer) is the source of this 2895-nucleotide messenger RNA. RefSeq names its product H/ACA ribonucleoprotein complex subunit 4 (gene Nop60B). Gene Ontology annotation, molecular function: pseudouridine synthase activity; RNA binding. The coding region runs from base 192 to 1724 and encodes 510 amino acids. Gene Ontology annotation, biological process: box H/ACA sno(s)RNA 3'-end processing; mRNA pseudouridine synthesis; rRNA pseudouridine synthesis. The transcript has a single exon. The record is from RefSeq and is a predicted model, not a curated record. Gene Ontology annotation, cellular component: box H/ACA snoRNP complex. NCBI's taxonomy places the organism in Eukaryota, Metazoa, Arthropoda, Insecta, Lepidoptera, Crambidae.